Molecule: messenger RNA, 1306 nt
Organism: Suillus clintonianus
Lineage: Eukaryota; Fungi; Basidiomycota; Agaricomycetes; Boletales; Suillaceae
Product: D123-domain-containing protein
Exons: 6
Coding region: 130-1161 (343 amino acids)
Cellular component (GO): cytoplasm
Source: RefSeq, a predicted model, not a curated record
CCAUUCAUCGUGCUGCCACCAUCAACGUGAUACGUAGCAGAAGAACGGGCUCGCAAUAGAAACUUUGGGUUGUGACUGCACGAUUCAACAGCAUUUGCCCCUGAAGCCAGGCCUUGAUUACGGUAGACCAUGUCCACGGAUAUAUUCAUUUUCCCUCCACAAACACCAGAUUAUCUACUCUCCUUCCAAUUUUCAUCAUGGUAUCCAACGUUUUCAUCCAUCAGCAUUAAAAGCACCAUCAUCCGUCCCCUGGAUCAAGCAUUCACGGAAUACCUCGACUCAGAUCGCAUUUUCGUACCAGAAGGCUCGGAAAACGUUCCUGCAGAAAGCUCUCUUUCGGAUGACGAUGACGAGGAGGACGACGCUGCCAUCGGGCAACAUUUCUCCUUCCCAGAUCUAGACGAGCGGAUAAGAGAGACGAUCAAAGAAUACGGCGCAGUCUUCCCCAAGCUUAAUUUUUCUUCACCCAAGGAUGCAUCUUGGGUAUUACCCCCAUCCUCGCCUCUCAAAUGCACAUCUCCAUCAGACGUCUACAUCCUGUUAAAAUCCUCGGACUAUGUAUCACACGAUCUGAGUGUCUACACGGUCUUUGAGGGAUGUCAAUUCGAUCUCUUGAAUCCGCCAUCAUAUGAACUCGAGCUUGUCUUGCGGAAAUGGUAUCCUAUAGAUAGGAGCCGCGAGUUCAGGUGUUUCGUCCGCGACAAUCGUCUCAUUGGGAUAUCACAACGUGACACGAAUUUCUACGAUUUCAUGAACGAGCCCGAAACACAACAAAAGAUCGCCGAGACGCUAAAGCGUUUUUGGGAGGAAGAUGUCAAGUCCCAAUGGCAUGGACAACAAGACUACAUCUUUGAUGUGCUGAUGACGCGUGAUCUAUUUCGAGGACACGUCCUAGACUUUAACCCAUAUGCACCCCGAACGGAUCCCCUCCUAUUCACCUACGAAGAACUAUUGGUAAUCUUCAUGCAGGAAUCAUCAAGCACACUUGAUCUCCGUGUCAUUGACUCACCUUCACAUCCCGCUACGAGGCGCAAUGCACCAGCUCACCAACACAACAUGCUGCCAAUCGAAGCCCUCGCGUUGAGUAGCGGUCGGGACAUUGAAGAGUUCUCGGAUCUGUGGAAGGAAAAUAUACAGCAGUCCAUGAAUGAUGACGAUUAAUAGACGUGACGGUCGUUCAUUUCCUUGUCGUUUCAUUAGAACUAGACUUCGACCCAUGUGUACCCCAAACUGAUCCACUCCUAGAGUCCUGUACGAAAAGCUUUACAUCUGGAUCAGGCAAGGCACCAGCUCACCAACACAACAU